This is a messenger RNA of Aplysia californica (California sea hare), 9940 nucleotides long. RefSeq names its product A-kinase anchor protein 1, mitochondrial. The transcript is spliced from 9 exons. NCBI's taxonomy places the organism in Eukaryota, Metazoa, Mollusca, Gastropoda, Aplysiida, Aplysiidae. Gene Ontology annotation, molecular function: RNA binding. Bases 130 to 2712 code for a protein of 860 amino acids. The record is from RefSeq and is a predicted model, not a curated record.
UAUUUCCGCCGUCUAUCUUUGUUGUCUUCCAGGGUGUUCCCCAAAGACUCUUGGGUUUCCCUCACCAGUAACACUGUUGACUGGAUCUCGCCGUAUUUCCCUCAAAGUGUCCCAGCAGUGAGCUCAAUCAUGAAGGACUACAGAUUGCCACUGAUGGUGGCAGUGCCAGCAGCCCUGGCUUUCCUGGGAGUUAUAUGGUUCUUGCGCCGCAAAAAUGACGACGGUAAAAAAAGAAAACCCACAAAGAAGGAAUUAGAGCAAGUGGAGGAAAAACUGUUGUUAGAGCAGAUCACUCGCGGCAUCGAGAAAGAGGGUAUCACCAUGACGCAGCGUAAGAUUCCCGAUAGUGUGGCCAGGGAUCGUGGAAGUUCGGCCUUAGGGAGUGGCGACGCUCCAGAUUUUCGAGAAGACGGUAGGAAACCAGAGAGAGUCGAAUCUCCGACGAAAUCGGAAUCUAUCGGGGUGAAUAAAAACACGGAUUUUUCUCUUGGAGUUAGUGGUUCAAAGGUCUCGGCUGGAAAGCAAAGUGAUCUUGCAAAAGUGCAGCGAGAAAAGGUUGAUGAAAUUGUUGAGGCAGCCAUUGAUAGUGGGUUACUGGAAGCUAAGUCUAAAUUGGGUGGGUCUUCGUUGACUGGAAACAAUCACCACAGCACAGGGGGUCAGAAGCAGCUCAGGGAGACUGCUAGCUCGGAGAGAUGUGAGGAGAGUGUCUCACGCCAGACUAGCACGAAGCUGGCGACUUCCAGCGCCUCGACGGUUGCAUCCAGUCAACUGGUUGUGGGUCCGCAGGUGUGUAUGAAGGAACCUCAAGCAGCCGAGCUAGCGUCGGCUCAGGAGGAAGAAGAGGAAUAUGCGUCUGACGCAGCUCGCUUUGUCUCUCAAGCACGUAUCAACUUGCAAGGCUCGCCUAUAGCAGCGAAGGAAGACGAUUCUGCCUCUAAACGUCACAUGUCACCGAUCUCUGUAAAAACUCUUCAGUGUGAGAACAAAGUCCCCACCACCACCACUGCUACUGCUUGUACAAACGAACCGCAUGCCACAAAAAAUAUGGGUGGAACAAAUAAAAAACCGACUAGUGUGGAGUCUACUCUGGUUUCCACCACCUCUGUGCCGGCGUCUUGUACUACUGUACAGAGAAAUAACUCGGCAACGACGCCCGCUCUGAGUCAGGGCGUUAAUGCUCCAUCUGUCAUGCCCAGUAAAGACUUUAAUGAGAAGCAACCAGCUCAGACUGAGGAGAGUGUUGAAAAGGACAACAGCAAAAGGUCAGAUCAAAGCAGCAGCAAGCCCCAGCAGAGCGGAUUGACAAACUUGGGCUCGACGAAGGGGGAUGGUGACGAGAAGGAGGAGAGUAACAUCAAACAGAGCUCGCAGCUUGAGAGUCUGGAUUCCGUGUGGAGCAUCACGGAGAGCUCCUCCAACCAGUCGGAGAUCAAACCCGUGACAGUGGACACGGCAGCCAGCAGUACCCAGGGAUCCCUGGUCUCCUCCGCAAUGUCCACCCCGGACUCGGCGGUCUCAGAGCAGCGGUUGUCAGGAAGCACUCCCAGUGUCAAGGACAUGAUCUCGUUAGCGUCGUCAAUAGACGGCAGGCUGAGGGAGUCUUCCUCGCAGGGAGCUGUGUCCAGCCAGGCGUCUUCGGCGGGGUCUGCCUCCAAGGAGGAUUCUCCUACCAAGUCCAUCUCUCCAGUCUGUGAUAACAAUAGUGAGGGUUCCAACGACAGUGGCCGGGGCUACAGUGACCAUGAAACCCCCGGCCAGACGGGCGAGGCUGCCGUCCAGUUUGACUUCAACAUGCCCUCGGAGCUGUGUGGCCGCUUUAUCGGCAAGCAGGGCAAGAAUAUCAACUACCUGAAACAGAAGACCGGGGCCAACGUCUCGUUGACCUAUAACCCCUUCACACCUGAGUACCAGAUCUGUCAGGUUGUAGGCACUCAGGCAGAGGUUGACGACGCUCUGGCCAUGAUCCGGCGGAAGUUUCCAGUUAAUGAGAACCCUCGGCUGACCAUGGUGCCGGUCAACUUGACCCCAGCAGCCUCGGAGCACCCUGUGUUGGUACCAGAUGUGAUGCAGCUGAGCCUGCCGGAGGGCGUGUCUGUGGAGGUGUACGUGUCUGCAGUGGUGGACGCCGGCCAUGUGUUCAUUCAGCAGCCCACGCACCGAUCCUUCAUGUCGCUGGAGAAGCUCAACUACUUCCUCAACACGGCUUACGGCCAGGACCCCAACAUUCCACCCGUGCCAACCCCAGUGGAGUGUGGUGUGAUCUGCGUAUGCCAGAACGACGGCGCGUGGUACCGGGCCAUGAUCACCAGCCUGGAGGACGAGGCCGGAGAGUGCCAGGUCAAGUUUGUCGACUAUGGCGGCUACGCCCAGAUGCCUGUGUCCUGUCUGAAACAGAUCAGGACUGACUUCAUGUCCCUUCCCUUCCAGGCUGUGGAAUGUUAUGUAGCCAACAUCACACCACUUGAAUCGGAGCAGUACUUCAGCAAUGAGGCCACAAUGUCACUGUGGGAGAUGACGGAGUACAAGCUGCUACAGUGUCAAGUGGUGGCGCGCACAGAGACGGGAAUACCUCAUGUACACCUCUAUCAGAUAGAUGCAGAGAACAACUCUCCUGUGAUGAUCAACCGCGCCCUGGUGAACAAGCAGCUUGUCAGGUGGAUUGAGAUGUGUUCUGACGGGGAGGGUCAAAGCUGCCAGUCUCCUGAAUGAUCGAAAAUUCAUUGAUGUUUGUUCAAAAUAGUAUAUUAUAUUCUUUUUAUGCAUGUGGACUACAGUGACAUGGAAAGCUCUCAGGUGCAAACCUUCUACGUCUUAAGAUUUUUAUCUUCAUUGGAAAGCUGUUCAUGUAGAAAUUACUUCCUUUUUUUGUUGCGUUUUGGAUGAAAUGUUCACGCUGCCGCUUGCUUAUCUUUCAGCCUGUGAUGAUCAACCGAGCCCUGGUGAACAAGCAGCUAGUCAGGUGGGUUGAAAUCUGUUAGCCGGCGGCAGCGACAACGACAACGCUGACAUGAGGGGGUAAUGACGGGCGUGAGAAAAAAACUGUCUCCAGGGAUGUUGUGUGUUGUUGAACCUUAAACCAUUUCACUGCAAUUUUGUAUGUUGAUUGAAAGUGUGUGUGUGUGUGUGUGUUGACUUGUUGUAUCUUUAUAUAAUAUUUUGCUAAGAUGUAGAUCUACAGGGUUGGGCUUGUUGGUUUGUUUUUGUUGAGUAUUUGAACCCUUAUCAUGUAGACAUCUACCUGGGUCUAAAAAAAUUGGGUAGCAAUAUAGUGUACCAUGUUGGAAAACUUGUGGAAAUUUUUGGAGUUUUUUAAAUUUUCAGUUACAAUAUAUGCUGAAAAACAGAUUGAGAUGUUUGGUUUUUGCUUUUUCCUCUUGGAGUUGUUUAAAGUUGUUACUUAGGACUCUUUUUUUUUUCUAAUCCAUUAUCUCGUAAGAGCUCACGAUUUCAAUUCUUUCAGUAUAAUCAUUAGAUGAGCACAUGUAGGCCUUUGAGUGGGGAUGUCUUUCGUUUUUCUGUUCUUUUUGUGUGUUUUUUUUUGGUGUUUUUUUGGAGGUUGUUUUUUAUCUAGAUGGUUAUUUUCUUUAAAAUGUGUUGCCAUGAAUCUUUUGAACAUUUUGUUGACAUAAGUUUUGUGCCAUUGUCAGAACGUUGAUAAGUCAAGACCUUUUUCCGUGCAAUGGAGUGACACUGGGCUUGAGCAUGGGAGGUCAUGCUGCGCCUGGGUAAAAGUAAAAUAUAACCCUUCACCCCUGUCCUGAUUUUGAACAGUUUGAUGUCGGACAUAUGAUGCAAAGUCCGCAGUCACAGUGGGAUUGUAACUGCCUCUCACAGAAGCAGGAAACGGCACACUCUCAUACUAUGCGUGAAGACAGUGGGGAGUUAAAGUUUACUUACAACCUGCGUCCCUUAUCAUUGUGUACCUACAACUGUAUAACUUUUAAGAAGUGUUCCAGUUUCUGUGGAUCUGUUUUGGUUUGAUGGAUAACCUGUCCCUAACAGGUCCUGAAAUGUUAUUAAGACAGAUGAUCUCAUCUCUAAUUUAUAUUAUAGUGGAUAGUUGGAGUAAUUUUGCUUGUGUGAGGUUUAACUCUUUCCCUACUGGACUAUUUUGCUUCCCUGCAACCAAAUGUAUCAUGCAUCGAAAUACAAGGGAGUUAAUUGCCUUCUAUGAGAGAGCUCCUUAAAAAAAAAGGAGUGUGUGAGCUUAAACCAGUGGUUUGUGUAAAUCUGAAGACUGAAUGGGAUGGGGUGAGAUUUAGAAUUUUUCGAGCUGUGAAAAAUAAGUUGAUUAUGUCAAUGGGUCACCCACAUACUGUGGUUCACAUGAGUGAUCUCUACUCCUAUUUAUUUAUAAUAUAUAUAUAUGUGGCCAAAAGGAAGUGAAUUUUUUUUUCUUCUUUUUUUUUUCCCUUUGGUUAGCAAUUUUGCAAGACUAAGGUAUUGGUCCUCUUUAGGGAGCAGUGUCUAAUCUGAGAUAUUGGGUUAUUCUAAAUGAAUAAAGCAUUUCAGUUCUGUUGAUUGCAUUGUCUACGUUGUGAGGAACCUUCUGGCUGGUGGUAAAUAAUGGUCUGGUCUCUUGGCUUUUUUUCUUCUUUAUUGUACUCGACUUUUUUUUCUUUGAUAAGCAUAUGGUGUAGUGUUACAGCUUUGUCGUCGCAUGCAAAUGACACAAGUUUGAAGCGAGUGUGGGGACUUUUUUUUUUAAUAUCAAGCAUCUUGGCAUGAAUGCUGGGAUUAAUAUGUCCCACUCAGUGUGCAUUGGUUCUAAGUGGAAGGUUCGAAGCUGCGGUGUCCUGAAUGAUCUAAUAUUCAUUGGUGGGGGAUUUAAACUGGUUUUUUGUUUUUUUUUACUGCAUGUGGAUCACAGUGACAUAGUAAGCUGUCAGGUGCAAACUUUCUUUGUCCGAGAUUUUUACCUUUAUUGGAAAGCUGUUCAUAUAGAGAUUGAUCUUCUUUUUGUGUUGUGUUUUUGCUGAAAUUUUCUCACCACCUCUUGCCUGUCUUGAAGUUCUGUGGGUGUUCAAAUUGAUAUAAAGGCCUUGAAAAUAAAUCUUACUCUCACUGGAAAAAUCAAUGGCAAAAAAGGAAGGGAUAGACCAACAAUAACUUACUCAAAGAACUUGGACAGAUAGUUGACGAGGAAAGGACCAGAAUUUAAAACAAACAAAACUUUGCAGAUGACAUUUCUCAGAAUCUGCCACUUGAAGAUAUUGGGUAUGUGAGGGGGUUUCAUGCAAUACUUGAUCAUCUAAUUAGCCUUGCCCAGUCUGUGUGGUGUGCAUUUCUGUGUGGAUAGAUGUGUCGAGGUUGCUCUGUGUGUGUGGUUUGUGUGUAAAAGUAGGUCUGUCAGUGCAAGUCAUCAUCAUCAGUUGCUGGUAUGUGUGCACAAGUGUUUUGUUUGCAGUUGUAAAUAACUAUUGAGAUCUAAUGUUUGGUUGUUGAUUCGUUGUUAAUGUGCGUGCAGGAGAAAUAUCAUAAAUGCUUCCAUAGAAUUGUGGUUUUUUUUUUCUGCUUGAACCAGAUUGCCGUCUUGAAUUUUUGAACUAUUAUUAUUAUGAUGACAUGUGUUUUGUGUAUAAUACUGGUUGUCAAAAUAGCAUGAUGUGCAUGUUAAAGAGAAAUGUGUUUUUUUCUAAGAAUAUUGAUUAUUACUGUUGAAGCUGUUGCAUUUAUUGAAUUUUCCGUUCCACAUGUUUUUUUUUAUAAUGCUUUUGUGCAUUUUUUUGACUUUCUUAUAUAUCUAGAUAAAGUGUAAUGCACAUUUGGAAGGGAAUCAAACCCGUGUCACCUAUGUAUAGAGUUCAAAGAUUAAUUUUAAAGGACUAACUCACCAGUAACCCAUCAUUACUUAGGUCUAGAUGGAUUGUUUAGAACAAGGGGAAGGGAAUUAACUCAUCACUUGGCACAUCUAUCUUGACAAUGUACAAAGAACGGAGGGAAGUUGUUGCAUUAAAAACAUUUUUUUUAAUGUGUAAACAGUCCUUGCUGUAUGUAAUAAAGUAGCUGCAGUUUUGAAGCACGUACUAAUUUAAAUCUGGUGUCAUUGCUGAAAAUUGAUGAGUGCGAACAAACUGGUAUUAUUUUAUUGCUUAGGUCUUAUGGGAGUUAACAAUGCGUUUAAAAAGAAAUUAACACAUGGUCGCUCGUGCUGAUGGAGGGCAGCAAAGAACAGUUGUAAGGGAACCAGCUUAUCAUUUACCCAUUAUCUCUCAUGAAGUUCUUAUUUAAAUCUGGUGUGAUUGAUGAACAUUGAUAAGUGCAGAAAGAGUAAUGGAAUUGUAUGACAAAGCAAAGUCAUGCUUCCACCGCUCGGGUCUGUACACACAUUAUCAUCAAGUUCAAAGAGCAGCUGGAGGGGAUCUAACCUAAUCCAUCAUCACUGAAGUCUACAUACUAGUACAAAGAAAAAUUGGAUGGGAAUAAGACCGUCAUCAGUUCAACCCAUAGAGAUUAUAAAGAGUACUAGAGCUCAUGGCAGUGAAGUCACAUGUGUCAGACGUGGGGCAGUGGGCAUCUUGCUCUCGGCGGCAUGACAGAUUGGAACAAUCUGAGCCUUCACCCAGCUCCCCAUGAGCUCUAGUAUAUUUAACUCUGGAGUGCCCCCGUCAUUUCAGUGCAAGCUUGUAGAUUUCCUCUCAAGACUGCCGAGACCAUCUGGAGGUCUCCUUGUGUGUCUCGAAAAGUACUCGCCCGUCUAUUGUUCUUACCCUCAAUGCUCAGCAUCUCAGUGUUAGUUUUUGUGGGUGAUGUCACUGCCACAAGCUCUAGUACUGUUUAAUCUCUUUGCCUCAGCCUAGGGAGACUUCAAUCAAAGAACAAUUUUAGGGAGACUACCUCAUCAUUACCCCAUCCUCACUCUGGUAUAGAUAAAGUGUAGAGAACAAAUUGGAAGAGAAAUGAUGUGAAAUUCUUUGUAGGCCUACUUGUACAGAUGAUUUUUUUUGUGUGGGGGGGGGGGGCAGUCGUAUUUACUGUUUAAACAAUGCUAACUGCUCGUAGACUACAACAGUUUUUAGUGUAUGUUCCGAUCAAAUGUUUCACCAAGCUCAUCAUUGCAGCUACCAGAAUUCACUUUGGGAUUACGUUAACCCUUUCCUGUGCACAUUCUAGGCCUACAGUGGCCGCCUAUUUGUCCUUCUGUUUGCCUUUCAGUGGGUGUGUUCACACUUCUGGGGCUUUGAUGGAAGUAAAAGUAAAUUGUCAGGGUGUGUGGAAUUAGGCACUCGUCCGUUUUUGGACCAAUGUAGUUAUUGGUAUAAUCAUAAAAGUCUUUUCAUUUUCCUGACUUUUGAGGAAAGAAAUACUCGUCUAUCUUGAACAGAAGUUGAGAAAUUUGUGAUUGAAUGAGAUGGGGGUCACCUGAAGUCACGAGUCUAGGUAAAAUAAGUGAGAAAAUGGAGGACAACGUUUGGUAACUUCCAAAGCUGUAGUGUGCUUAGACUUAGACAUUGCAAAUUAAAUCUUUUGUGCCUUUAAUUAAGGUUUUUAAAUGGAAAUAAAAGGCGUUGAGCCCAAAAUAAGAAAUAUCUUUUAAUUGCUCAAUGGGCGGAAAAAAAUUUGGGUUUCCUUCGAUUUCAUUAUUUUGACAAGCGACUGAUAUCACCAUGGUGCCUGACUGUUGUGACCUCACUGGAGCUGAACUACAAGACUGCAGAACAAUGUCAGCGGUCUGGUUUUUAUUAUAGCCAAGCUUGCCGUUUUUGAAACCAUGUUUAAGACGGAGAGUAAAAAAAUAACAAAAUAACAGGCAUUGCUGGCGGGUUUCUGCUUGAUUGAGCGCCAACCCUGGGUUUUUUUUUUGUUUUUUUUUUUAUCCUACAGCUAGUUUUGUCUAUUUUUAACAGGAAAGGGUUGAGUGGAUUCCAACGUUGUUGUCUUGCCAAAAAAAAAGCCCAAAACGCUUUUGUCUGAUACAGUUUUAUUGUUUCACUUUCACAUAAAUAUCUGCUAACAUAGUUUAGUGGCAGUACCGUUUCUUAUGAUGUUUGCAAUGCUCAACGAUACCAUCUCACUGACAUCUGUGGUCGAGUGGUUACACCACAAUCUUUGCCCUCGCUCACAGGAGACAUGGAGAUCGAUUCCCUUGUAGUUGUAAAGAAGCUUUUUCUUUUUAUUGAUUGUCCCCAUCUAUCUGGUAGGAUCUUGUGUUCCUCUCAGCUGGGGCUGGUUGUGACAGACAGGGUUGAAGCAGUCUUAUACAAGACCGAAUUUCCUUAUGCAGUUGCGAGCACCGGAAAACCUCUACUAAAAAAAACUAAAACUAAAGGUCAAAAUUGUGUUGAUGAGGGUGCACAGCACCUUCAUUCAAUCAAUCAAUCAAUUAGGAAUCAUCUAUGGUGUCACAAAUCAUGAGUGAAAAAUCUUGGUACUUUCAUGAGUGCCCAAAUCCCUUCAGUCAAACAUAUUUAUUUUUUGGUCCCUCCGCUGUUAUAUUUGUUAUUCAACACCGACUUUUGACAUGUGAUUCCUAUUACAUCUUGCAUAAUAAGAGCAGGUCGGUUGUUUUUCCGGAAAAUGUACCAGUAAGAGUUCCUGUACAUGUAUUGACUAAGAGUGGUUCUAUCUUGGCUGUUGGUUAAUAUUGAGCUUAUCUCUACAAUAGCAAAGGGCUGUUACGUCUGAGUCAAUUAAAGAUGUAACAUUCUGCGAAGAUAUUUCGGAAAUUUGAUUCCUCUUGUUCCUAUUUUCUCGAUUUCUGAAAACUGCUCACUCAAAGUGAAGCUAGAUCACUCGUAUUGUUCUCAGGUGCACAAAUAGCAGCACAAGAAUUGCAAGUUGUAUGUAUAUAUUGAAGAAAGAUUUUUCAAAGAAAAAAAAAUGUCACCUUAUGCCAAUAUAGAGUUAUGCCUGUGCUUACUGGCCGUGUGUUAAACUGAAGGUUCAUUAGGCAGAAAGAACAAAAUGUUACUCAGUGUAUUUGGGGGGGGAAUAGAAGGGCUUUUUUUUUUUUGGAAGUCCUGUGAAUAAACUGUUGAAGCCGCAAGAGUCCUAAAGUAGGACCAAAAAGGUGGCCUCAUCACAUGAAAUUUAUCUUGGACAUUUUGGGGCAAAGACCUUUCUUCAACGCACGUGCACACUCGCACUCACUCUUUUGGCAGAUUCUCUGUCUUGUCACUGUUGGGACCAGGGUACUGGUGUCUGUGAUGUAACUGUUGGGUUCUUAGUCUUAGUCUUAGUCUUAGUCUCCACACUCAAGAAAUAACGUGAGGUUGAUUCCUAUGUGAGGAAGAAUUUUUAAAACCAAUUGUAUUGUGUCCAAUUUCCAGGACAUCAUGUCACUUUCCGUGAGGAUCAAGGUGAGACUCAUUCAGUAGUAGUAUGUAAUGUCUUUAGACCAUCAAAAAUAAUCAAGGAGGGAGGAGGGUCAGUGCUACACAUAUUCUUAUUAAACAGGCAGCUUGUCUAUGGUUUGUACUAAUCAGUAAGUGCUUCGGUCUUCAUGAAACUGUAUAUUUGUUGUUAUGGAAACAGUUGCCAUAUUGAAUUUUUUUCUCUCUCAAAAUGUAUCAUUUUUGUUGAAAAAAUCUCAAUAAAUUUUUGUCUCAAUUUUGAAAAUUUUUGGGUGUGUGUUUUACAAAAUAAGAUAAAGAAGAAAAUGUAAUAAAAUGAAUGAUGUUAUGAAUACAUCUAAACUCAAAAGCUGCGCAAUGCUUUGCUUCUUCUCCUCCUUCAUCUGUGUUUCACAGAUAUCCUAAUUGUAAUGGAUUGAAGAUUGUGAAAUUGAAUGAUGGAUGUAUUUUUUAAUUCUUUUUUGGCUGCUUUCCCUUUGGAAGGAUAAUAAAAUCAAACGAGAGUCUUUACCAGAAUACCAGUUCCCAAUACCAUAUUGUGCAAAAUAUUGUACGUAGUUCCUGUUGACCUUUUUUUUCUUUCGUAUUGGCUUUGAUUUUAAUUUUCUGUGUGAAACUGAAUUAAAGCUUUGAAUUGAACUAGA